Messenger RNA from Poecilia latipinna (sailfin molly), 2223 nucleotides. RefSeq names its product SEC63 homolog, protein translocation regulator (gene sec63). The transcript is spliced from 11 exons. Gene Ontology annotation, molecular function: transmembrane protein transporter activity; RNA binding. Gene Ontology annotation, cellular component: Sec62/Sec63 complex. Lineage: Eukaryota; Metazoa; Chordata; Actinopteri; Cyprinodontiformes; Poeciliidae. The annotation marks the transcript as partial. Gene Ontology annotation, biological process: post-translational protein targeting to endoplasmic reticulum membrane; SRP-dependent cotranslational protein targeting to membrane. The record is from RefSeq and is a predicted model, not a curated record.
UGGGAAGCGAGACCCCCUCAGAAUCUUUUCCCACAUUUUAGCUCAGCAAAUCUCUACACUUUAUUAUUUACCUCAAAUAAUUUACCUAGGAUUCAGCGUUUUUGUGCCUGUGCAUUUGUUGCAGUUGAUCCGUGAAUUAGGGAAUAUCAACGUGAAGAAGAAAGAGCCUCCGUUCUGUUACCCGUACAGCUUCAAGGCCAGGGUGUUGGUGCUCUCACAUCUGGCCCGCAUGGAGGUGUCGGAGAAUUUAGAGGAAGAUCAAAGAUUUGUGGUGAGGAAGAGUCCAGCUCUUCUUCAGGAGAUGAUCAACGUCGGCUGUCAGCUCACCAUGAUGGCCAACAGCAGAGGAGGUUUCCCCGCUCCCAGACUGGUGACCAUCGAGAAUUGCAUGAAGCUGACCCAAAUGAUCGUGCAGGGCCUGCAGGAGACCAAGUCGCCGUUGCUACAGCUCCCUCAUUUCGAAGAGGAGCACCUUCGCUACUGCAUUUCCAAAAAGUAUAAGGUGCGGACGCUGCAGGACCUGGUGAGUCUGAAGGACUCGGACAGACGUAGCAUGCUGCGUUUCCUUGGGGAGGAGAAGUACGACGAGGUCAUGGCUGUGCUGGGCAGCUUCCCUCAUAUCACCAUGGGCAUCAAGCUGCAGGUCCUUGAUGAUGAGGACAGCAGUAACAUCACCGCGGGUUCAAUCGUCACAGUAACCGUCACCCUAACCAGGAAGCGUAUGGCAGAUAUGUUUGAGAAGGAGCAGGAAGCAUCAAUAUGUCAGGGAGAGGAGACAGCCAACACAGAGGAAGCAGUAAGGAAUCAGGGAGACGCGAAUAAAGCCAAAACUAAAGUUUGGCAGAGCAAGAACAAAGGGGCCAAGAAGACAGCCAAGUCCAAGAAGAAGAAAUUAACCAAGAAGAAAGCGUUGCCCGCUCCCGUUAAAGGCAAGCAGGCUAAUGGCAACGUAGCAGGAAAUGAAAUGGCAGUCACAACAUCAGCUGCAGCAUCCGCGGCGAAGGAUGAAGACGACGAAGCUUCAGAUAAAGGCAGCGAGUCGGACGAAGGCGAAACCAACAAGGAUUCCCCCAGCGAAAGAGACGACGAGAGCGACAAACAAAGCGACACCGAAGUCGACGAGGGGGGCGGAGACGACGAGGAGGAGUGGGAGGCGCUGCAGCAGAGCAUCCAGCGGCGAGAGCGGGCGCUGCUGGAAACCAAGUCGAAGGUGACGCACCCUGUCUACAGCCUUUACUUCCCAGAGGAGAAGCAGGAGUGGUGGUGGCUGUACAUCGCCGACCGCAGAGAUCAGACGCUCGUCUCCAUGCCCUACCACGUCUGCACACUAAAAGACUCAGAGGAGGUGGAGCUAAAGUUUCCAGCCCCAUCCAAAGCAGGCAACUACCAGUACUCAGUCAUCCUCCGUUCUGAUUCCUACAUGGGUCUGGACCAGUUCAAACCGCUUAAGCUGGAGGUCCACGAGGCCAAGGCCAUGGUGGACAACCACCCGCAGUGGGACAUCCCCGACACGGAGGAGGAGGAUGAGGAGCAGGAGGACAGCGACGGCAUCGAGGAGAGCGACGACGAAGACGAGGACAACGACUGACGGGGCGGACGUGAACGUGUCGGGGGGAGGGGGGGCGUCCCCCGGAGCGACCGCCCCAUCCACUCGUGACGAGGAGAAGCCGUGCCUGCCAUAAACAAAAACACACAAAUGAAUAAAUCACUGAGGAGAAUUUCUACACUCAGAACCCGCAACCGUUUUACUUUUACAAUGUCAUAAACUGUGACCCCCGCAGCCCCUUUCGGGGGUCCUGCUCCCAUCUCCCCCCCCCCCUUUCUAUAGAGACUUUGUGUUUCAUCGUCCGCUGCAGGCGGACGUUUCUGUGAAUACUAACAGGCCUGAGCGUGUGAGUAAGUGAGUGUGUGUCUGGUGUGUAAAGUGUAUGUGUUUGUACAGGUAUGAGAGACAAAAAAACAAAAAAAAAAACAAACAAACUUUGGACUAAAGGACCUAUUAUUAUUAAAUGGGUUCUUUUCCUCGAGGCAGAUAAAUAACAGCUGCAUCCAUUUGCAAAACUAACAGAAACACACAAACUCUGUAAGGACGCUGUGCCCACUCUCGCUCUCGCUUUCUCGGUUUUAAAAGCGCCGAUAAUUUCCACACAUCUAUGAAACUUUCUGUUGUACACUUCAUCUGCAGAGGCGUAUAUUAAAGAAGCAUUUUCUCUUUUGAGUGCA